This is a messenger RNA of Pistacia vera, 1232 nucleotides long. RefSeq names its product cytochrome b561 and DOMON domain-containing protein At4g12980-like. The record is from RefSeq and is a predicted model, not a curated record. The transcript has 3 exons. NCBI's taxonomy places the organism in Eukaryota, Viridiplantae, Streptophyta, Magnoliopsida, Sapindales, Anacardiaceae. The coding region runs from base 21 to 1232 and encodes 403 amino acids.
UCAUCAAAGAGACUCAAAAAAUGUAUUCUUCAUCAACUAGGCCUACUAUAAUCUUCAUAUUGGCCUUGUUCAUCCUUUUCCCCACUGGCAUUUCUCCUAUUCCCGCCAUUAAUACUUGCAGUGAAGCCUUCUCCAGGUUGAAAAGCAAAAGAAACAUCACACAAUGCAAGAAAUUACCCACUUUAGGGGCUGAAUUUGGGUGGAAUUACUAUGACAAUGAUGAGAGAAGAAUUGACAUUUUCUUAGGCACAAAGCUACAUUCUGAAAUGGGGUGGCUCGCCUGGGGGGUGAACCCUCUUGAAGUGCCUCAAAUGGUUGGCACCAGAGCCAUCAUCGGCAUCAAGCUCCCAAAUGGUUCAUUGACCAUUGACACUUACAAUAUCACAGCUGAAUCAAAACUUGGCUGCAGGCUCCAGCCUUCAAACAUUGAAAUUGAAGUGAUUGUUAGGAACAAGAAAACUGAAUAUGUUGAUGCAAACCGUUAUUUCACAAUCUAUGCAACAUUGAUUCUGCCUAGCGUGUACAACAUUUCCAGAUUGAACCAUGUAUGGCAGGUCGGUUACCUCGCCGAGGAAAUGGAGCCGAAGAUGCAUCCCUCAUAUCUCCAGAAUGUCGACAGUACAGAGACCAUAAACUUGAAGACUUUUGAGAGUCAAAGCAUCGGAACAUAUAGGCAUCAUAUGAGAAUGGUACAUGGGAUUUUGAACAUUGUGGGGUGGGGGAUUUUCUUGCCCAUUGGUGUUAUUAUUACCAGAUAUUGUAGGGUUCAUCCAAUAAAGGCCAAGUCCUGGUAUAUACUUCAUGUCAGUUGUCAAAUUGUUGGCUACAUUCUUGGAACUGCUGGGUGGAUCAUCGGAAUUUGCCUCGGAAAAGUUUCAACACAUUACAGUUUUCAUACUCACCGGAUUCUCGCAAUGUUCAUAUUCACAUUCACAACAUUACAAAUGCUGGCGUUGCAGUAUAGGCCCAAAGGAAAAGACGAUUAUAGGAAAUACUGGAACAUGUACCAUCAUUUUCUGGGAUAUUCUUUGCUUGCUGUGAUCUCAAUCAAUAUAUUCCGUGGGAUUUCAAUUCUGAAGCCAGAGCAUCAUAUUUGGAAAUGGUCUUACAUUGGAGUUCUAGGAGUUCUUGGUUUGAUUACUUUGUUUUUUGAGAUCUUUAGUUGGAAAUGGAGAAACCGAUCUCCUCAAUGGAAAGCUGCUGGAACUAACGUUGAAGUCACUGUUGUUUAA